GCACGCCGGAUCAUCAACUGAGCCUCUCGUCUCGUGCUUGUCUGAAAAUACUACUCCUAAGAGAUUUUGACAGCAGUAACACUAGCUAGCUUAGCUGAUCGCUGAUCCUUCGUCAACGAGAAGACGAUGAAGCGCGCCCUCGUCGUCGUCUUGCUCGUCAUGGCCGUUUCCAUGGCGACGCCGUCGGAAGCGAGGAGGCCGAGGAAGACAGCCAUGGCCUCGUUGCUCCGCUUCCCCGGCUUCCCUGGCAGCCGCCAGCGUUUCCCGGGGUUCCCCGGAGCCAGGCCGUCGCCGCGCGCGGCAGCGCCGAAGCCGUCGCCGUCAUCGUCGGUGGUCCCCGGGUUGCCAUUAUCUCCCCCCACGGCAACCGGCUCGCUGCCGCCGCCGUGCGGGAGGUCAUCGCAGACGAUGCCCGGCAACUUCAUCCCUGGCCUGCCGGGCAGCAGCGGCAGCGGCGGCGCGGGGUCGUCGUCGCUGUCGUCGCCGACGGACUGCGUGACGUCGCUGGCGGGGCUGACGACGUGCGCGUCGUUCCUGACGGGGGCGGAGGCGGACACCCCGACGCCGACGAGCGAGUGCUGCGGCGGGCUGGGGAUGUUCCUGAACAGCACGGCGGCGGCGGCGGAGGGUGACCGGACGUUGAGGUGCCUGUGCCCGGUGAUCCUCGGCGACGUGAACCGGAUGCUGCCGAAGCCGGUGGACCCCGUGCGGAUGAUGUACCUCCCCAUCGCCUGCGGCCUCGUCCUCCCGCCUCAAGUCCUCUUCAUCUGCUUCACCGGGCAGCCAAACCCACCGGUGCUCACGCGUGUUCCUGACUCGUGGUCGACGCUCUCUUCAGCACUGUCGCCCUGAUGAUUCACGAUAAUCGGAUCAAAUACUCAAAGGUUACGGAUGAUUCAGUACUGUCUCAUUUUAAGCUUUCAAAGCUGACAUCUGUGUCUGUACUUCAGAAAAACCAGUUAGCCAGUUACCGUACAUACUGCUUUAUAACUACAUAAGGAUUGGUUGGUACGUCAUGUGUGGUGUAAGAGCAUAUUUCUUAUUUAUGGAGAAAAAAAUAUGUAAGUGCAAGUGUACGUCAUUUCAUCAAGUAUUCUUUCUCCACAAAUAAAGAGUGUGAAAUCUGGUACAGAAUGAAAAUUGAGGGAUGCAAAAAAUAUAGGUCAACCGCACAGCAAACUUCCAGGAGGAAUGGGAUCUUGCUUUAUCUAGACCAUUUAAUUGCUAUAAAGAAUCAGGUUAUU
Molecule: messenger RNA, 1244 nt
Organism: Oryza brachyantha (malo sina)
Lineage: Eukaryota; Viridiplantae; Streptophyta; Magnoliopsida; Poales; Poaceae
Exons: 3
Coding region: 127-852 (241 amino acids)
Source: RefSeq, a predicted model, not a curated record